GAAGAAACUUCUCAGGGAGCUCAUAGGAGAAGCGGAAAUAAACUCCACUAUUUGCAGAUUCUUAAGCCAACAAAAAUACCUCCAUCAUUUUCUAUCCGGAAGACAGAUUCAAAGAGGGAGUCCAGAGCAACAGUUCAAGACAGACAUUUCCUGUGACCAAGUGGAUAAGAGUAGCCUGCAGCCAUGGGACAGGCCCUGGGGAUUAAGAGCUGUGACUUUCAGGCUGCAAGAAACAAUGAAGAGCACCACACUAAGGACAUCAGCUCCAGGUACCUCAUUGUGAGGAGGGGGCAGCCCUUCACCAUCAGGCUGCAUUUCCAGGCUCCAGUCCACGCACUUCUGCCUGCCCUGAAGAAGGUGGUCUUCAUUACACAAACUGGUAAGCAGCCUUCCAAGGCCAACAGAACCAAAGCCACAUUCCCGAUUUCCAGUCUGGGGGACAGGAAGUGGUGGAGUGCUACAUUGGAAGAGGGAGAUACCCAAUCCUGGACCAUCUCUGUGACCACACCCUCAGAUGCUGUCAUUGGCCACUACUCACUCCUGUUGCAGGUCUCAGGCAGGAAGCCACGCCUCCUGGGCCAGUUCACACUGCUUUUUAACCCCUGGGUUCGAGGGGAUGCUGUGUUCCUGGAGAACGAGGCCCAACGCAGAGAGUAUUUGUUGAACCAAAACGGCCUCAUCUACCUGGGCACUGCUGAUUGCAUCCAGGAAGAGCCCUGGGACUUUGGCCAGUUUGAGAGGGAUGUCCUGGAUCUCUGCCUGGAACUGCUGAGCCAGGACAAGCAGGUGGAGGAGUGGAGCAACCCUGUGCAUGUGGCCCGUGUUUUGGGCAACUCGCUGCAUACUCUCAAGGAGAAAAAUGUCCUGCCCACGCCGCAGACCCAGGCCGCCCAGGAAGGGUCCUUGCUGAACAAGCGCCGGGGCAGCGUGCCCAUCCUACGGCAGUGGCUCAGAGACAAAGGGCGACAUGUGUACGAUGGGCAAGCCUGGGUGUUGGCUGCUGUUGCUUGCACAGUGUUGCGGUGCCUGGGAAUCCCUGCCCGAGUCGUUACCACAUUCUCCUCAGCCCAGGGCACCAGAGGGGGACUGGUUGUGGAUGAAUACUACAAUGAUGAGGGGCUUCAGAACGGAGAAGGCCAAAGAGGCAGAAUCUGGAUCUUCCAGACUUCCACGGAGUGCUGGAUGACUCGGCCUGCUUUGCCCCAGGGUUAUAGUGGAUGGCAGAUUCUGUACCCAAGUGCUCCUGCAGGAGGUGGAGUCCUGAGUGCCUGUGAGCUGGUCCCUGUCAGAGCAGUCAAGGAGGGGACACUGGCGCUGACCCCUGCAGUGUCAGACCUUUUUGCUGCAGUAAAUGCCUCAUGUGUGGUCUGGAAGUGCUGUAAGGACGGGACACUGGAGCUGACCAACUCCAACACUAAGUAUGUUGGCAGUAACAUCAGUACCAAAGGUGUGGGCAGUGACCGCUGUGAGGACAUCACUCAGAAUUACAAGUAUCCUGAAGGAUCUCCUCAAGAAAAAGAGGUGCUGGAGAGAGUCCAGAAAGACAGAUUGGAACAUAAGAAAGACAAUGGAAUCCAUCCUCCCAGUCUCGAGACUGCCGAUCCUCUGUACCUGUUCUUGGAAUCACCCAGCUCCCUACCCCUGAGAGGGGAUGUGAAGCUCUCUGUAACCCUUGUUAACCCCAGUGACCAGGAGAAGGAGGUGCAGCUGGCAAUUGGGGUACAGGCCAUGUACUACAAUGGCAUCCUUGCUGCUGAGCUCUGGAGGAAGAAAAUGUUCCUUACACUCAGUGCCAACCUGGUUAGGAAGAUCACCACUGGCCUGUCCUCCUCCAAUUUUGAGCGAAGCCCACCUGAGAACAGCUUCCUCAGACUCACCGCCAUGGCAACGCACUCCAAGUCCAGCCUCAGCUGCUUUGCUCAGGAAGAUAUCGCCAUUUGUAGACCAUGCCUUGCCAUCGAGAUACCAGAGGUAGCAGAGCAAUAUCAACAUCUUAAGGCCUCGGUCAGCAUCUAUAACUCCCUAAAUGUUCCCAUGGAGGAUUGUGUGUUCUCCAUCUUUGGAAGGGGGCUCAUUCACAGAGAGAGGAACUACAGGGUAGCUCCAGUGCAGCCCGGAAAUACCUUGAGCACCCAAUUCCCGUUCACGCCGACAAAGGUGGGGCUCAAGCAACUCACUGUGGAGAUCGACUGCAACAUGUUCCAGAACCUAACCAGUUACAGAAGUGUAACUGUGGUAGCCCCUGAACUUGCAGAUUAAACUACCAGCUCUACUGUAUUACUCGCCCCAAACACCCCCCCGAAUCUAUAAUCUAAAACCAAAUGUGUUGGAAAAGGGAAACUUUGCUUAUCAGACGAGUGAAUCUCCAUUCAGGUUGAGCAGAAAGAUAACUCAGAACAAAACUAGAUUCCCAGAAACCACUAGAAAAGACAUUCAUUUUUGUCACCCCAGCAUAAGCAGCUGUGAAGACUAGUUGUCUUAGAAUAAAAACUGCUGGGCUUGAGUGAUACAAGGAAGCCUUUGAAAAGGUACUCAGAUAAGUACAUUCAUAUUUUUCUGGUUCAGGAUUUUUCCUAACCAUUUUACUGCUCACUAACACAUUUAUUAACUCAUAGGUAAGGAAAAGAACCUAACAUUUAAAUAAUUCUUAUGUUUCUGAUGAAGUGGGACAAUAUUUGCUAAAAAUGGAAUAUUUAGAUAAUCCAUAAUAAGAUUACACUGAUUUGUGCUAUCCUUGACCAUUAAUCUUAAAGAUCCAAAAAUGACUGAACAAAGUUAUAAAAUAUCCAAUAUAGGACCUGAGAGUAGAAUGAUCUUCUAGAUUCAGCUAUAGAUAAGCUUUUGUGAGAGUUCUGUAUUAAUUAAGUAUCCCACAAUGAAUGUCUGAUGUUAAUGACAUGAGUUUGGGUUAGUAGGGAAAUGUGAAAAUUAUUAAGUAUAUAGAAAAUAGGCCCUAUAAGAAAAAAUAGAAGAACUGGACUGCUUUUGUACAAAGUUAUGAUUUCUUUUGUUGUUUACAUUAUUUUGUUGCUUUGGCAGUCUCUCAGCUUGAUUUUAGUUCCUUCUCUUUAAGAUAAUUGUUAAAAAUACAGAAUGACACUUUAUAAAGGUAAAUUAGAACUCUUCACUUAGGAAUUUCAACCCCAAGUAUACACUAGUUGCUCAAAAGAAUGGCUGCUGUUGCUGAGUAUACCUACAGAGAACAUGGGGACAUCAGAAGGGCAGAUGUGAUCAAUUACACCUAUACAAAGAAAAGGACUGACAUUAGAGGUUGUGGAGACCUGCAAUUCAUACAUAAGGCCCAAGUCAGGUCGCCAGAAUAUACAUCACUACAGGUUUACCUUGUUUCCAAUACACAGUUUUCCAGGCUGAUACAAAAAUAUAAUUAUGUGGAGAUGGUUUUGCAGAAGGAUUAACUGAAGAGGCCCUUAAAAUUAUAUAAACU
Messenger RNA from Hipposideros armiger (great roundleaf bat), 3445 nucleotides. RefSeq names its product erythrocyte membrane protein band 4.2 (gene EPB42). The transcript is spliced from 13 exons. The record is from RefSeq and is a predicted model, not a curated record. Lineage: Eukaryota; Metazoa; Chordata; Mammalia; Chiroptera; Hipposideridae. Bases 184 to 2259 code for a protein of 691 amino acids. Gene Ontology annotation, molecular function: protein-glutamine gamma-glutamyltransferase activity. Gene Ontology annotation, biological process: peptide cross-linking.